AUGUACCAUCCUCGGGUCUUCCAAAAAAAUAUACAGAAAACAAAAGAAGUAGAAAAAAUGCCUGUAAUAAUUAAUAAAGAACAAGUUAUACCAGAGAAUACUUUAUAUGAAGAACCCCUUGUGAGACAUACAAAACCCACUAAGAAGCAUGUUACUAUUUUCGGAUUCUCACAAAAGAAUCUUGAACAUGUUAUUAAGAGGAUUAAAGAAACUUGUCAAAUAGAACACAUAGAAUAUGGACUUAAUUGGAUAAAUGUUAUUACAAAUAAAGAUUCUGCACUUUUAAAGUUAAAUUUAUCACAUAUCAAUGGUGAGAUUAUUGGUGUGUACAAGGAGUCAAAUAAUUCUCUGAUAGAAGAUAAAGAUAUUUUUUUAAGGAAAGAAGGAAUAAUAAGAAAAAUAAUUAUUUAUUUGUUUGGUGAAUAA
Molecule: messenger RNA, 426 nt
Organism: Vairimorpha ceranae
Lineage: Eukaryota; Fungi; Microsporidia; Nosematidae
Product: atp-dependent 26s proteasome regulatory subunit
Exons: 1
Coding region: 1-426 (141 amino acids)
Source: RefSeq, a predicted model, not a curated record